Phaethon lepturus (White-tailed tropicbird) is the source of this 307-nucleotide messenger RNA. RefSeq names its product zinc finger protein 22-like. Gene Ontology annotation, biological process: regulation of transcription by RNA polymerase II. Gene Ontology annotation, molecular function: DNA-binding transcription factor activity, RNA polymerase II-specific; RNA polymerase II cis-regulatory region sequence-specific DNA binding. The transcript is spliced from 2 exons. The record is from RefSeq and is a predicted model, not a curated record. Lineage: Eukaryota; Metazoa; Chordata; Aves; Phaethontiformes; Phaethontidae. The annotation marks the transcript as partial.
GCACAGGUCAACGUUGCCCAUCCAUCACCGCGUGCAUUCGGGGGAGAGGCCCUACAAGUGCCCCGACUGCCAGAAGACCUUCAAGAACAGCUCGGAGCUGGUGCGGCACGGGCGGAUCCACACCAGCGAGCGACCCUACGACUGCUCCCAAUGCGGGCGGCGCUUCAACCGUCGCUCCAACCUCCUGGUUCACCAGCGGUCCCACCUGAAGCAGAAACCCUUUAUUUGCCUGGAUUGCCCCAAAAGCUUCGUCUGCAGCACCCAACUCAUCCAGCACCGGCAGAUCCAUAGCAAGGAGAAGCCUUAG